Molecule: messenger RNA, 849 nt
Organism: Lycium ferocissimum
Lineage: Eukaryota; Viridiplantae; Streptophyta; Magnoliopsida; Solanales; Solanaceae
Product: probable LRR receptor-like serine/threonine-protein kinase At1g53420
Exons: 5
Coding region: 1-849 (282 amino acids)
Biological process (GO): protein phosphorylation
Molecular function (GO): ATP binding; protein kinase activity
Source: RefSeq, a predicted model, not a curated record
AUGCCCAUCUUUGUUCUUAGAGGUAUCAUGGGUACUCUAGCGAAUGGGACUGCCAUCGCAGUUAAAAAGCUUUCGGCAACAAAAGAAGGAAUGGACGAGUUUGUGGAAAAGAGUCGUACAAUUGCUAGCAUCAAACAUCCAAAUCUUGUAACACUGAUGGGAUGCUGUGUAGGAAACAACCAACUUUUGCUUAUAUAUGAGUACAUUGGAACUGAUGGGAUGCUGUGUGGGAAACAACCAACUUCUCUUGAAGAUGCAUUAUUUGGUUCAAACAAACUUAGAGCAAGACUGAAUUGGCCAACAAGGUAUAGAAUUUGUCUUGGCCUAGCAGAAGGUUUAGCUUUCCUUCACGAGGGGUCCAAACAGGAAAUUAUACACGGGGAUAUUAAACCAGCAAACAUUAUUCUUGAUGAUGAUCUAAAUCCGAAGAUAUAUGAUUUUGGAUUUGCAAAGUUUUAUCACAAGCAACAGUUGGAAGGAUCACAGUCGUAUACAGCGCCUGAAGUUAAAGAUCGUCCCGUAGAAGCUAGCGCAGAUGUGUAUAGCUUUGGAGUUGUCACACUCAUACUUAUCAGUGGAAGGAAAGUCACGACCCCGAGGGCAGGUGGUGACACUGAAUACCUCGUGGAAGAGGCACAAAAAAUGGAUCGGAUUGGAAAUCUAAUAGAAAUAGUUGAUCAAGAUCAGAAUUAUGUCUGGGAAGAAGCAGAUCGGAUUCUAAAAUUAGCGAUCAAAUGCAUAGAUUCACGCCCAUUCAGACCGACUAUGUCUACGGUCGUGAAGAUUCUAAAGAAAGAAUGUUCAAUUAAAGACAUUUUGGUCAGUGAAUCUAAGCCAGAGGGUGAUUGA